AUGGCCGCCGCUGCCCCGUCCACCGGUUCUGCGAAGUUGGAUAAUGUCGCCUCCAAGGUGGUGCCCCCGGCGCCUCAGAUGAGCGGCCUUCAACUGUACUCCAGAUUCGCCUUUGCCGGCGCUGUCUGCUGUUCUGUCACCCAUGGAGCCCUCACACCUGUCGAUGUCGUUAAGACGAGAAUCCAGCUCGACCCGGUCACUUACAACAGAGGCAUGAUUGCUGGUUUCAAGCAGGUUGUUCAGAAUGAGGGUGCGGGUGCCCUUAUGACCGGCUUCGGCCCAACCGCUGCCGGUUAUUUCUUACAAGGUGCUUUCAAGUUUGGAGGUUACGAAUUCUUCAAAAAACAGUCGAUCGACUUACUUGGCUAUGACACUGCUCGCAACAACCGUACUGCUGUUUACCUUGCUUCGUCCGCCAUGGCUGAGUUCUUUGCCGAUAUUGCCCUUUGUCCACUCGAGGCUACCCGUAUCCGCCUUGUCUCUGAGCCCACUUUCGCUAGCGGCCUUAUGAGUGGUUUCAGCAAGAUCCUCAAGAAUGAGGGUGUUGGUGCUUUCUACUCUGGUUUCGGUCCCAUUCUCUUCAAACAGGUACCAUACACUAUGGCCAAGUUCGUCGUUUUUGAAAAGGUCUCGGAAGCUAUCUAUGAUCAAGUAGGCAGAGAUGGUCUUUCCGACGGCGCUAAGACUGGCGUCAAUCUUACCUCUGGUUUAAUUGCCGGUCUCGCUGCCGCCAUUGUCUCUCAGCCCGCCGACACCAUGCUUAGCAAAAUCAACAAAACCAAGGGGCUUCCAGGAGAGAGCACCGUCUCUCGUUUGGUCAAGAUUGCUGGUGAACUUGGACUCAAGGGCUCCUUCAGCGGUCUUGGUGCUCGUCUGUUCCUGGUCGGCGCUAUCACUGCCGGUCAAUUCGCUAUCUACGGUAUGGCCAUCUACUCCUUUCCUAAUUCCACUGAGCUACAUGCUAAUCUUCCUGCACAGGUGACAUCAAGAGAAUGCUCAAUGCUACCGGAGGCGUUGAAUUGGCCAAAUAAACAAGUCUUUUGA
Ophidiomyces ophidiicola is the source of this 1044-nucleotide messenger RNA. It is a transcript of the gene MIR1, whose product is annotated as mitochondrial phosphate carrier protein. Gene Ontology annotation, molecular function: phosphate transmembrane transporter activity. NCBI's taxonomy places the organism in Eukaryota, Fungi, Ascomycota, Eurotiomycetes, Onygenales, Onygenaceae. The transcript has 3 exons. The record is from RefSeq and is a predicted model, not a curated record. Gene Ontology annotation, biological process: mitochondrial phosphate ion transmembrane transport. The coding region runs from base 1 to 1044 and encodes 347 amino acids. Gene Ontology annotation, cellular component: mitochondrial inner membrane.